AUGCAGGAGGCAAAUUGGACCCAAGUGUCUGAAUUCAUUCUCUUAGGAUUCUCAGAUCGAUUGGAAGUGCAGUUAAGUUUUUUCUUGCUCUUUCUACUCAUUUAUCUACUGACUGUAAUAGGAAACCUGGGUAUGAUUGUGCUGAUACAGACAGAUUCCCUCCGACACUCUCCAAUGUAUUUUUUCCUUACUAACCUGUCCUUCAUUGACAUGUGCUUCUCCUCCUGUGUUACACCCAGGUUUCUAUAUGAUCUCCUCAUGAGCAGGAAGGUGAUUUCAUAUAAUGCAUGUGCAACCCAGAUGUGGUUCGCUGCCACCUUUGCCACAACAGAGUGUUAUCUUUUAGCUGCCAUGGCUUAUGAUCGCUUUGUGGCCAUCUGUAACCCACUGCUUUAUCCAAUCAUCAUGACCAAAAACACCUGUGUCCAGCUUGUGUUUUGUUGCUACCUGGUGGGGAUUGUGAUUUCAAUUGUUCAUACUGCUAGUAUAUUCAAUCUCUUUUUCUGUGGCCCCAAUGAGAUCACCUCUUAUUUCUGUGACAUUCCCCCUUUGCUACGACUCUCCUGCUCAGAGAAUCAUGUUUCCCAGACAAUACUGUUUGUCCUUGCUGCUUUUGUUGUGGUAUUGAAUGCAGUUAUUGUUCUCAUCUCCUAUAUCUGUAUUCUUUCCACCAUCUUGAGGAUGAGGACAUCCACAGGCAAACGAAAGGCCUUCUCGACCUGUGCUUCACACCUGAUGAGUGUUGUUCUGUACUUUGGGACAAUGAUCUUUAUGUAUGCUCAACCUGGAGGGCUUGAGGCAGUGGAGCAAGACAAAAUAGUGUCAGUUUUCUAUACCAUUGUGAUCCCCAUGCUUAACCCUGCUAUCUACAGUCUGAGAAAUGAGGAGGUGAAAAAAGCCCUGAAGAAAAAACUGAACAAGAAAAUCUGUCUUCAUCAGCCAAAGUUUUGA
Molecule: messenger RNA, 951 nt
Organism: Eublepharis macularius
Lineage: Eukaryota; Metazoa; Chordata; Lepidosauria; Squamata; Eublepharidae
Product: olfactory receptor 1086-like
Exons: 1
Coding region: 1-951 (316 amino acids)
Biological process (GO): sensory perception of smell; G protein-coupled receptor signaling pathway
Cellular component (GO): membrane
Molecular function (GO): G protein-coupled receptor activity; olfactory receptor activity; odorant binding
Source: RefSeq, a predicted model, not a curated record